Carlito syrichta (Philippine tarsier) is the source of this 971-nucleotide messenger RNA. RefSeq names its product olfactory receptor 10H1-like. Lineage: Eukaryota; Metazoa; Chordata; Mammalia; Primates; Tarsiidae. Gene Ontology annotation, molecular function: G protein-coupled receptor activity; olfactory receptor activity. The transcript has a single exon. Bases 24 to 971 code for a protein of 315 amino acids. Gene Ontology annotation, biological process: G protein-coupled receptor signaling pathway. The record is from RefSeq and is a predicted model, not a curated record. Gene Ontology annotation, cellular component: membrane.
UCCUCACCCCAGGCUCAGCCUCCAUGUGGGGAGCCAAUGGCUCUGCAGUGACCGAGUUCAUCCUCAUCGGCUUCUCCACCUUCCUCCACCUCCAGCUGAUGUUCUUCCUGCUGUUCCUGCUGAUGUAUCUGUUCACACUGCUGGGCAACCUGGUCAUCAUGGCCACUGUCUGGAGCAAGCGUGGCCUCCACACACCCAUGUACCUCUUCCUGUGUGCCCUCUCCAUCUCUGAGAUCCUCUACACUGUGGCCAUCAUUCCGCGCAUGCUGGCCAACCUGCUCUCCACCCAGCGCUCCAUCACCCUCCUGGCCUGUGCCAGCCAGAUGUUUUUCUCUUUCACGUUCGGCUUCACUCACUUCUUCCUGCUCACUGUCAUGGGCUAUGACCGCUACGUGGCUAUCUGCCACCCCCUGCGCUACAACGUGCUCAUGAGCCCCCAAGGCUGUGCCUGCCUGGUGGGCUGGGCCUGGGCUGGUGGGUCGGUCAUGGGGUUGGUGGUGACUGUGGCCAUUUUCCAACUCACUUUCUGUGGACCCAAUGAGAUCCACCAUUUUGCUUGCCAUGUGCCACCCCUGUUGAAGUUGGCCUGUGGAGAUGAUGUACCGGUGGUGGCCAAGGGCGUGGGCUUGGUGUGUAUCACGGCCCUGCUGGGUUGUUGUCUCCUCAUCCUCCUUUCCUAUGCAUUAAUCGUGGCUGCCAUCUUGAAGAUCCCAUCCGCAGAAGGUCGGCAUAAGGCCUUCUCCACGUGUGCCUCUCACCUCACUGUGGUGGUUGUUCAUUAUGGCUUUGCCUCUGUCAUCUACCUCAAGCCCAAGGGUCCUCAGUCUCUGGAAGGAGACACCCUGAUGGGCAUUACCUACACAGUCCUCACACCCUUCCUCAGUCCCAUCAUCUUCAGCCUCCGGAAUAAAGAACUGAAGAGCGCCAUGAAGAAAACCUUCUUGAGCAAACUCUGUCCAGAAAAAAUAUAA